GACCCCUUCAUCGUCCCUUCCCGUCUCUCUCUAUAGCAGAAGAGGCUACCUAGCUAGCAAGCAGUUUAAUUUAGCGGUGGAGAAUGAGCUCUAUCGGCAUGAUGGAGGCGAGGAUGCCGCCGGGGUUCCGGUUCCACCCCAGGGACGAGGAGCUGGUCCUCGACUACCUCCUCCACAAGCUCACCGGCCGGCGCGCCUACGGCGGCGUCGACAUCGUCGACGUCGACCUCAACAAGUGCGAGCCAUGGGACCUUCCAGAGGCGGCGUGCGUGGGCGGCAGGGAGUGGUACUUCUUCAGCCUGCGCGACCGCAAGUACGCCACCGGCCAGCGCACCAACCGCGCCACCCGCUCCGGCUACUGGAAGGCCACCGGAAAGGACCGCCCCAUCACCGGCUCCGGCGAGGCAUCGGCGGCGGUAGUGGGCAUGCGCAAGACGCUGGUCUUCUACCAGGGCAGAGCCCCCAAGGGGACCAGGACGGAGUGGGUCAUGCACGAGUUCCGCCUGGAGGAACAAGACGAGCACCACCAGCAGCAGCAUGGCCGCGCCGCCGCCGCCGCGGCGAGGCGCCAGCUCAAGGAAGACUGGGUGCUAUGCAGGGUCUUCUACAAGAGCAGAACAACUACCCCAAGGCCACCUUCUGAAGAAACAUGCACAUUCCCUGGUGAACUGGACCUUCUGGCUGCGCCGCAGUCGCUCGCACCCCUCAUCGAUGCCUACAUAGCUUUCGACAGCGGCACGGCUGUUGAGCAAGUGUCCUGCUUCUCCGGCUUGCCAGCACUGCCAUUGAAAGGAUCGGUGAGCUUCGGGGACCUGCUGGGCUGGGACAACCCUGAUACGAAGGCCAUCAGGACAGCGCUGAGCAACAGCAAUUCAAGGCUGGAGUUGCCCACAAACUGGAGCCAGGAGAAUGGAUUGUCACAGAUGUGGACACCCCUCUGAAACUUGACAUAUGAUUAUUAUGGUGCUAGCCUGCUAAGUGCAGUGUGGUGGUGACUAGUAAUUAGAUGACAUAUUCUUUCUAAUGAUAUUGGAGUAGUAUUGGACUAUUGGUUAAUGCAGUGUCUGUUGUUAGGAUUUGAUAAGUGUGUAGAUUAGUGAAAUGGCUUGGUACAGCAAUUGUACAUAGGAUUGCUAAGAAAUGUCCUCUUUAGUUUCUCUUUUCUUUGUACUCUCCAAAUGUACUUCUCACUGAAAGGCAAUAUGUGGAUAAUCCCUGUAAAA
This is a messenger RNA of Lolium perenne, 1223 nucleotides long. RefSeq names its product NAC domain-containing protein 21/22. Lineage: Eukaryota; Viridiplantae; Streptophyta; Magnoliopsida; Poales; Poaceae. Gene Ontology annotation, molecular function: DNA binding. Gene Ontology annotation, biological process: regulation of DNA-templated transcription. The record is from RefSeq and is a predicted model, not a curated record.